Molecule: messenger RNA, 4028 nt
Organism: Magnolia sinica
Lineage: Eukaryota; Viridiplantae; Streptophyta; Magnoliopsida; Magnoliales; Magnoliaceae
Product: systemin receptor SR160-like
Exons: 1
Coding region: 110-3724 (1204 amino acids)
Biological process (GO): protein phosphorylation
Molecular function (GO): ATP binding; protein kinase activity; protein binding
Source: RefSeq, a predicted model, not a curated record
UUUUGACUCUCUCUCUCUCUCUCUCUCUCUCAACCCCCAAAAAUUCAUAAAACACCCCACCCCAUCCCUUCUUUCCCUCUAAAAUGGCAGAAAUCCAACCCCCAAAACUAUGAAAAAACACCCCCACAAAAUCUCCACUUCUUCAAUGGAACCACACCAUCUUCUCAUCUUCCUCUUCCCUUUCCUCCUCACCAUCUCAGCCACAGAAUCAUCAACGGCUGAUAUUUCCGGCUCAUUGAAGGACGCCCGCCAGCUUCUCUCCUUCAAAUCCACCCUCCUAUCUUCCGAAACCCUCCAAAACUGGCAGCCCAACCAAAACCCUUGCUCCUUCACCGGCGUCUCAUGUAAGGACUCCACUCGCAUCUCGUCCGUCGAUCUCAGUGGGGUCCACUUAGGUGUGGACUUCCGCUCCGUCUCCUCCUUCCUCCUAACCCUAGAAAACCUUGUUUCCCUCUCCCUCGGCUCCACAAAUCUCACCGGAAGUCUCCUCGCGCCGCCGUCGGCGGGAGGUUCCUCCUGCGGCAAGCUCCUCGCUUUUCUCGAUCUCUCCGGGAAUUCCCUCUCCGGAUCGAUUUCCGACAUCUCGAGCUUCAGCUCCUGCUCGGCGUUGAAAUCCCUUAAUCUCUCCGGCAACGGAUUCACCUUCUCCGGUGCCACUGCCGGACUGCCGAUUGUUUUGCAGUCGUUGGAUCUCUCCUUCAAUAGAAUCUAUGGCCAGAACGCGCUCCCGUGGAUCUUGUCAGAUUGCUCGGAGCUUCGCCUCUUGAAUUUGAAGGGGAACAGAGUAUCCGGUCGGAUUCCGGUCUAUGGAUGCACCAGCCUCGAGUACCUCGACCUGUCGGCGAACAACUUCUCUGGCGGGAUCCCGACGUUCGGCGGGAAUGCGUUGCAGCACCUUGAUCUCUCAUCGAACAGAUUCAGUGGUGCGAUUGGAAGUGAAUUGGUUGGGUGCGGGAAGCUGAAGUUCUUGAAUCUGUCUGAUAAUGGCUUUUGGGGCAAAAUCCCGUCGCUUCCGGGUGGAAGCUUGCAGCGGCUUCUGCUCUCAGCGAACAAGUUCUCUGGUGAGAUUCCGCCGCAGCUUGUGAAAGACACUUGCCCGGCGCUCCUCGAGCUUGACCUGUCCUUCAAUGGCUUGUAUGGUACUCUGCCUUCUAUUCUUGCUUCGUGUUAUUCUUUAGAGUCCUUAAAUCUCUCCAACAACAACUUCUCGGGUGAAUUCCCGGAAGGAAUUCUGAGUUCAAUGUCUAGUUUGAAGAGGCUUGCUCUGUCUUUCAAUAAUUUGAGCGGGAAUUUGCCGGGUUUGAUGAUUUCGAAUCUUACUGAUUUGGAAACAUUGGAUCUGAGCUCGAAUCGGUUUUUGGGAUCUAUACCGUUUGAUUUAUGCCGGAAUCCAAGUAACAGGUUGAAAGAGUUGUAUCUUCAGAACAAUCUGUUCACUGGUGCGAUUCCAGAGACUCUAAGCAACUGUUCGCAGCUGAUUUCACUCGAUCUCAGCUUCAAUUACCUGACCGGAACGAUCCCUUCAAGCUUGGGAUCGCUGUCGCAGCUCCGCGAUCUGAUAAUGCUGCUGAAUCAGCUCCAUGGUGAGAUCCCGGCCCAGUUAGCAAGCAUCAGGACACUCGAGAAUCUGAUCUUGGACAAUAACGGGCUGACAGGAACCAUACCUGCCAGUUUGAGCAAUUGCACGAAUCUUAAUUGGAUCUCGCUGUCAAGCAAUCAGUUGAGUGGGGAGAUACCAUCAUGGAUCGGACGGCUGGGGAAUCUUGCCAUCCUCAAGCUCGGCAACAACUCGUUCUCGGGCAGUAUCCCACCUGAGCUCGGGGACUGCCAGAGCUUGAUAUGGCUGGACCUGAACAGCAAUCACCUGAACGGAACAAUCCCAUCUUCUCUUGCAAAGCAAUCCGGCAACGUCGCCGUCGGGUGGAUUACUGGGAAGAGGUAUGUUUAUCUGAAGAACGAUGGGAGCCCUGAAUGCCAUGGUGCAGGGAACCUCCUUGAGUUUGCUGGCAUCCGGCAGGAUCAGCUCAACAGAGUUCCCACUCGGCGGUCUUGCAAUUUCACCAGAGUCUAUAUGGGCAACACCCAAUACACAUUCGGCAACAAUGGAUCCAUGAUCUUUCUUGAUCUGUCCUACAAUCAGUUCGAAGGCAGUAUUCCGAAGGAAAUUGGGAACAUGUCCUAUCUCUCUAUUCUGAAUUUGGGGCACAACUCACUCUCCGGCGUCAUCCCACCAGAUUUGGGUGAGUUGAAGAAUAUUGGGGUUCUUGAUCUCUCCCACAACAGCCUCGAGGGCCUGAUCCCUGCGUCGUUCUCCGCCCUCUCAAUGCUUUCAGAAAUUGAUCUUUCGUACAACAAGCUCACUGGGACAAUCCCAGAAUUGGGUCAGCUGGCAACUUUCCCAGCUUACAGAUACAUGAACAAUUCAGGUCUGUGCGGGUUCCCCCUACCACCUUGCGGAGGGAAUUCAGGGUCGAACUCUUCCAAUUCCCAACAUCAGAAAUCCCACCGUAGGCAGGCCUCCCUGGCCGGGAGUGUGGCAAUGGGACUGCUAUUCUCCCUCUUCUGUAUUUUUGCUUUGAUAAUUGUUGCUGUGGAGAGCAAGAAGAGGCAGAAAAAGGAUAAUGGCAGUCUAGAUGUGUACAUUGACAGCCGAUCCCAUUCCGGCACUGCCAAUGCGAGCUUCUGGAAGCUGACAGGCACGAGGGAGGCCCUGAGCAUCAACCUCGCCACCUUCGACAAGCCCCUCAGGAAGCUCACUUUUGCCGACCUGCUCGAAGCUACCAAUGGCUUCCACAACGACAGCCUCAUUGGCUCAGGCGGAUUUGGUGACGUCUACAAGGCCCAGCUCAAGGAUGGGAGUGUUGUUGCCAUCAAGAAGCUGAUCCACGUAAGUGGGCAGGGCGAUCGUGAAUUCACAGCAGAGAUGGAAACUAUUGGAAAGAUCAAACACCGAAACCUGGUCCCUCUGUUGGGCUACUGCAAGGUUGGUGAAGAGCGCCUUCUGGUCUACGAGUACAUGAGGUUUGGCAGCCUCGAUGACAUCCUACAUGAUCGAAAGAAGGCGGGAAUCAAGCUCAAUUGGGCUGCAAGGAGGAAAAUUGCCAUUGGGGCUGCCAGGGGACUAGCAUUCCUCCAUCACAACUGCAUCCCCCACAUAAUCCACAGAGACAUGAAGUCAAGCAAUGUCCUGCUCGACGAGAACCUCGAAGCCAGGGUGUCUGAUUUUGGGAUGGCCCGGCUAAUGAGCGCCAUGGACACUCAUCUGAGUGUCAGCACCCUCGCGGGCACGCCCGGCUAUGUCCCGCCUGAGUACUACCAGAGCUUCCGGUGCUCGACCAAGGGCGACGUCUACAGCUAUGGUGUGGUCUUGCUUGAGCUACUUACCGGGAAGCAGCCGACGGAUUCCGCUGACUUUGGCGACAACAACUUGGUGGGGUGGGUGAAGCAGCAUGCGAAGCUGAGGAUAAGCGACGUGUUCGAUCCACGGCUCAUGAAGGAGGACCCAAGCCUGGAGGUGGAGCUGCUGCAUCACCUAAAGGUGGCGUGCGCGUGCCUGGAUGACCGGCCAUGGCGGCGGCCCACAAUGAUACAAGUGAUGGCCAUGUUCAAGGAGAUCCAAUCAGGGUCUGUAGUGGAUUCAGCUGCCACUGCCGACAGCAACUUUGGAGUGAUGGAAGUGGUGGAGGUGAGCUUGAAAGAAGGCCCUGAGCUCAGCAAGCAGUAGAAGGAAUUUUCAAAAAGAAAGAACGAAAAGCAUUUCAAUAUUCUUUGAGAGAGGAGGAAGGUGAAUCAGGUAAUGAUUUUUGAAUUUUAUACCCCCAUUUUUUUCAUCUUACCCCCACUUUCAAUGGCAUAAAAGAAAAAAAGAAAAAGAAAAAAAAGGCCUGUAGCUACGUAUCAAUGUAUGUAAUAUAUAUAUUUAUGAGAAAUGCUGUUAUUUUAUACAUAAAAGCUGUUUGUAUAUAAAGGGGUUUGAUUUUCUCUGUGCAACCAAAUGUAUGUAUUUUAUUUUAUUUUUUAAUUUUUUA